AUGUCGUCAACUGGGAAGUCCUCUUUCUUCUCGAGGAAUAAGAAGGAUAAGAGAAAUCCUAAUGAUGAAGGACGACAACUUUCUUCCGCAGGGAACAAUGAAACAGGAAGUGGAAGUGCUCGUGGGUCGCAAUCUUCAAGACAUGCAAGAAUGUCCUCGGUGGCCUCAGAAGAUGCUUUUGGCUCGCCUGGUGCGGACUUGACGGGAAUCAAUAUGAUGGCUGGUGUUAUUACUUCAAUUCCAUAUGACAGUGUAAUGGCAGAUGGCAGAUCACCAAUACCAGUAGAUUAUCUACCCAGGAGCGAUCAAAUGCCAUUAAGAAGAGAGCCACUUCCGCAUCAUCUGAAUAUGAGUGGCAUGGAUUUUCAUCAAUACCCCGCCUCUGACACAGCAUCAACUAAUGGCAGUUCGCAUCCUUCCGGUCCACGUCCUCCACCGACUGGGGGUAAUGUAACAAUGGCAUCAACAGGGAAUCGUACAACUCAAUUACAACAAUGGGGUCCCAGUAGGACCAGUAUCGCCAGCACUGUAAAUGGGAGCCACAAUUCAAGAUACGAUUCUUAUUCCACAAAUCAAUCCUCAAAUUAUGGCGGUCGCGUAUCGUUCGAUCAACAAAGUAUAGAUUCAAUGACCGAAAGAUCUAGCGUUCUCUCGUCAGGAAGCUCCUCAAAAACGGCUUUGCCAGGCUCUUAUUCCAAUAGCUCGUUAUCACCAUCAUAUCAACCAGGAAGUGGAAGAGAUGCCCAACGGCUGACAAAAUUACCUCAACAUCUCAGCGCAGGAUAUGGUUCCCCAGUCGCAUCGCCAGAUGGAUUCAAGCUCAACAAACCCAACGAUGACAGAGUUAUUGAAGAGCAAUUUUUGUCACUAAUGCAGAAACGAGGAUGGCACAAUUUACCAGAUCAGGCGCGCCGGCAAAUGAUGGCAUAUACACCAGCGAAGAAGUGGACUUUAGUACAUCAAGAUCGUUUGACGGAAUGGCAAGGUGAACAGAAAAGGCGAACAAAUGCCAGGCAAACCGGUCAAUAUGGUUCUGCUAUGGAAAUGCUCCUCAAUGCUGAGGAAGAAGGAACUCCGGAAUGGUUUGUAAGGAAGGUCAUGGACAAUAGCAUUUCCGCAAAGCAAUUACAAAGUCUCGCAGUCAGCCUCCGAACGCAACCAAUCGGCUGGGUAAAAACCUUUGUGGAAUGCCAGGGUCAAGUUGCUCUCACCAAUGUACUCGGAAAAAUUAAUCGGCGACAAGCUCAGGGACCGACCGGACCAGAGGGGACAAUUAGUGAAAAGGAUUUGGAGAGGGAAUAUGAUAUCUGCAAGUGUCUGAAGGCGUUGAUGAACAACAAAUUUGGCGCCGACGAUGCUUUGCAACAUCAACAAGUCAUCGUGGCUUUGGCUACCUCCUUGGUAUCGCCCAGGAUUCCAACAAGAAGGGUUGCCAGUGAAGUCUUGACUUUCUUGUGUCAUUGGGCAGACGGACAGGGUCACUUGAAGGUCAUCCAGGCUAUGGACUAUGUAAAAAAUCAACAGGGCGAAAAUGGACGUUUCGAUGCAUGGAUGCGUGUUGUUGAAGUCACUGUUGAUGGCCGAGGAAAGAUGGGAAGUCUUGUGGGUGCCAGUGAGGAGGUCAGAACGGGUGGUGCGGGCAUGGAGAAUCUGCUCAUGGAAUAUGCUCUGACGAGUAUGUUCUUGAUCAACAUGGUCGUUGAUGCUCCUGAGAGGGACUUGCAGCUCCGUAUUCAUAUUCGAGCUCAAUUUACAGCAUGCGGCAUCAAGCGGAUUCUUACGAAGAUGGAAGGCUUCCAAUACGAUGUUCUCGAUAAGCAAAUCGAAAGAUUUCGUACGAAUGAAGCGAUUGAUUAUGAGGAUCUACUCGAGCGUGAGAACAGUAGUAUUAAGGAUAGCAUUGAAGGGGAAACCAAAGAUCUCACUGACCCAGCUCAAAUUGUCGAUGCUAUUAUGCAAAAGGUUCAGGGUAGCAGGACUCAAGAUUACUUCGUUUCUGCAAUGCAGCAUCUUCUACUCAUUAGAGAUAGCGACAGCGAUGAACGAUUACGAAUGUUUCAACUGGUGGAUUCUAUGCUUAGUUAUGUCGCUAUGGAUAGGAGACUGCCUGACAUGGAUCUAAAGCAAAGUCUUAAUUUUACGGUACAAAGUCUCUUGGACAAACUGCACACAGAUUCCGAGGCACGGCAAGCACUCGAUGAAGCCCUUGAAGCUCGCCAAAUUGCCGAUUCGGCAAUGGCUGAAAGGGAUGAAAUGAGAGCUAGGAUCGAGUUAGGUGCGGAUGGGCUUGUAGGCAAAAUGCAAAAGCAAUUAGACGAGCAAGCACAAAUUAUCGAGGUCCAGCGGAGACAAAUCGAUGCAGUAAAGGGUGAGAUGGAAAAUCUUCAAGCGGUUCGUUCUAAGGAAGCCCAACGGAAUGAGCUUGAAACUAGAGAGCUGUACCUCAUGCUCCGUGAUGCACAAGAUAUCGCCGCGUCCAAUGCCAUGAAGGGUGGAUCUGGAUUGGGUGAGACAGAUCCUUCGCACAUGAAAGGUAUCCUGGAUCGUGAGAAACUCAUGGAUCGUCUCGAGAUGCAAAUUGAGCGACAGAAGACCCAAUAUAAGCUUGAAGGUAGAGUAUGGGGCGAUACAGCCGGUCCUUCUGAUCGUUUGAGAGCACUUCGUGAAGAAAUGGAUGAUGAAGAUCGUGGACAAGGCGGACAAGGCGGACAGACUCUUGGAGUUCCACCCGGAGAUUACACUAACAGCAUUCUUGGAAACGUAACGAGAUCAACUAAAAUACCCAGAAAACCAAUAGGCGCGGAAGAAUUCUCGGAAGGUUCUGACAUGGAUGACGAAGAGGGUAUGGUUUAUGAAAAGCCUCGUGUUGUCCGGCUAAGGAGACCAAAGCAGUCCAAGGGCUACUUAGAUGAGAUGGGCUCCAAAGUAAGGCGUUACGAUGCUAGUGAUGAUGAAGAGAAUGAUGGAAUUACCACGGGACCUUCACACCCAAGUCUUGAGUCCGACUCGCCUAAAACCCCUCGUGAUGAUAGUUCUUCGAAGGUUGAGGGACCACCAAAAGUCACAGGCUUCAAUGGCCCCCCUCCUCCUCCACCGCCUCCUCCCCCACCUAUGCCCGGUCAAGGUCCUCCUGGGUUCAAUGGUCCCCCUCCUCCUCCACCGCCUCCACCCCCACCUAUGCCCGGUCAAGGUCCUCCUGGAUUCAAUGGACCACCCCCUCCCCCUCCCCCUCCUCCUGGUAUGCCUGGUAUGAAAGGCAUGCCUCCUCCGCCGCCACCUCCCCCUCCUCCACCUGGUAUGCCAGGCGGAAUGGGUGGGCACUUCUUAUCACAACCAUCAUAUAAUGCUGCACCAGCACUUGGCAUGGGUGUUGCAAGAUCCAAGAAGAAGCUCAAGGUUAUUCAUUGGGAGAAGGUCGAUACUCCUAUGACAACGCAUUGGGCUGCUCAUGCACCUACGGCAUCAGAGAAGGAAGAGAAAUAUGCCGAGCUUACCCGCAAGGGUGUUCUUGAUGAAGUCGAGAAAUUGUUCUUGGCAAAGGAAAUCAAACAAAUUGGAAAGAGCAGUAAGGCCAAGUCGGACAAGAAACAGAUCAUCUCAAGUGAUCUGAUGAGGACGUUCCAAAUUUCCCUUUCCAAGUUCUCCACAUUUGCUCCAGAUAAAAUUGCACAAAUGAUCAUUCAUUGCGACAAGGACGUUUUAGACAAUCCUGUGGUGAUGGACUUCUUAAUCAGAGAUGACAUGUGCAAUAUACCCGAAAGUACAGCCAAGCUUAUGGCACCGUACAGCAAGGACUGGACUGGACCUGAUGCAAACAAGGAGAAUCGAGAAUUAGACCCCAAUGAGUUAACUCGCGAAGAUCAACUCUAUCUGCAAACAGCCUUCGAAUUACGUCAUUACUGGAAGUCAAGAAUAAGAGCACUCUUACUUACUCGCACUUUCGAGCAAGAAUAUGACGAAAUUUCGGAGAAGCUCAAACAAGUUGUGGCCGUAUCCGAGUCAUUGAGAGACUCGGUUUCCUUGAUGAAUGUAUUGGGCUUGAUUCUUGACAUUGGUAACUAUAUGAAUGAUUCCAACAAACAAGCGAGCGGUUUCAAAUUGAGCUCCUUGGCACGAUUAGGAAUGGUCAAGGAUGACAAGAAUGAGUCAACAUUUGCCGAUCUUGUCGAACGUAUUGUUCGAACACAGUAUUCAGAAUGGGAAGGCUUCACUGACGACAUUGGUGGCGUUGUCGCGGCACAAAAGUUAAAUGUUGAGCAACUACAGCAAGACGCCAAACGAUACAUUGAUAACGUCAAGAACGUUCAAAUGUCAAUUGAUUCGGGUAAUCUUAGCGAUCCGAAGAAGUUCCAUCCACAGGACCGUGUUAGUCAAGUUGUUCAACGAUCGAUGAAGGAUGCAAGAAGGAAGGCUGAGCAGAUGCAACUGUUCUUGGAUGAGAUGAUUCGGUCUUAUAAUGAUAUCAUGGUCUUCUAUGGUGAAGAUGCUGCUGACGAUAAUGCAAGAAGAGAAUUUUUCGCCAAGCUUGCUAUUUUCGUAACCGAAUGGAAGAAAUCAAAAGAAAAGAACAUUAUUAUGGAGGCUACACGUAAGCGUAACGAGGAGUCGAUGAAACGAAAGCGUCAACAAAUCAAUGUUGGUGCUACAGCAUCUGCUGGACCACCGUCACCAAGUUCCACAGGCGCUAUGGACUCCUUGCUUGAAAAAUUGCGAGCUGCCGCACCACAAGUUCGCGAUCAGAGAGAUCGAAGACGGAGAGCACGAUUACAAAACCGACAUCAAGUCCGAGUUGCAUCGGGCCAGAAUAUUCCUGACCCAGAUGAAAUACCAGACGUUGAAACGGGUCUCAUGAGCCCUGAUUCAGUCAGUACAGAAGGCUUAUUAAGUCCUGAUCUACCGGUACCUAAGGAGGUCGAAAAUGAGACCGAUGAUGUCGCUGAUAGAGCAGCACAAUUAUUACAAGGCAUGCGAGGAGCAGAUGGUGCUGAUGAAGGGGAUGGAGAUACUACUAGAAGGGAUAGUGCGAGAAGGUCAAGGCGAAGGAACAAUGCCGAGGAGGAAAGAAACGAACGAAGGAGACGUAGACAGAAAGCUACAAGUACAUCUGAAGCUGCGAUACCCGGUGCGGAAGAAGAAACGAAUGCGGAAGAUUCAAAAAUAAAGGAAACCACGAUUCUGGUACCAGGUACGCCGUUAUCGGAAGAGGGUGAGAAGAUACUCACUCCCACGAUGAUUGUUAGUCCACCUGAUGGUAUGGAAACCGAUGGUUCGGAGCAGAAACCUAUCGAUUUGGAUGAUUAA
This is a messenger RNA of Sclerotinia borealis F-4128, 5301 nucleotides long. Lineage: Eukaryota; Fungi; Ascomycota; Leotiomycetes; Helotiales; Sclerotiniaceae. The record is from the annotation of a GenBank genome assembly.